AUGCCAGAUGUGGACUUUUGGGGUGACAAUUGGUCUGGUAAUGGACCACUGAUACUCAGAAACUCAGUGAAACCACGGGAGUUUCCAAAAUUAUCCCAAGUGUGUGUGGAUGGUCAGUGGGAACUUGAGGAUGUGUGUGGCCACAUGGAAGCUGACAAGAAGAUAAAAGUGGAAUGCUUGUCGAGGGAGGAAGCGUUGGCUCUGUUUCGGAAGAAGGCAGGUAACAACACUCCAAAUUCUCAUCCAGAUAUAACAAAGCUUGCAGAAAUGGUUGCUAAAGAGUGCAGAGGUUUACCACUUGCUCUCAUCACUGUUGGACGGGCCAUGGCUGGCAGAAAUGAUCCCCGUGGCUGGGAAAGGGCGGUAUCAAAACUGAGGAAAGAUCCAUCGAAGUUUGUGGGCAUGGAUGAAGAUGUAUUUCACGUCCAAAAGUUCAGUUAUGACAGAUUAGAUGAUGAUGUCAUUAAAUCUUGUUUCAUUUAUUGUUGUAUAUACCCAGAGGAUUAUGACAUUGCAACUGAUGACCUCAUAAACCAUGGGAUUGGGGAGAGAAUUCUUGAUGAAUUUGACGAUAUAUAUGAGGCACGCAAUCAAGGACAUGAGAUUAUUGGAAACCUAAAGGGUUUAUGUUUACUGGAGACUGGUGACACUCAAGAGCAUGAUGUGAUCCGUGAUAUGGCUUUGUGGAUUGGUUGUGGGUCUAGUGGAAAGAAAGACAAGAUUUUGGUACUACGACGUGCUGGAUUGAUUGAAGCACAUGGGGUUACUCCAUGGAAGGAGGCAGAAAGGAUAUCAAUGUGGGGAAGUAGUAUUGGAGAUUUCUUUGAGAAACCAUCUUGCCCCAAUAUUUUGACAUUCUUUGUGAGACAUACUACUCUAGGGAAAUUUCCAACUGGGUUCUUCCAAUUUAUGCCUGCCAUAAGGGUAUUGGACUUAUCAUCAAAUUUUCAAUUGAUCGAGUUACCCGUGGGAAUUGAUAAAAUGGUCAUGUUGCAGUAUCUUAAUUUAUCAAAUACGCGGAUCAGGGAGUUGCUUGUUGGGCUCAAGAAUCUUAAAAAAAUGAGAUAUCUGCUACUGAAUGCUACAUAUGGGAUGGAGAUAAUUCCACGGCAGGUAAUUUCGAGUCUUUCAGAGUUGCGGGUGUUUAGUAUAUCUGGUCGUGACUCUUCAUCGGACAUUAUUCUGGAAAAUAAUGUUUUAAGUGGUGGUAGAAAAGCCCUGUUAGAGGAACUGGAGUGCUUGGAACACCUGAAUGACAUAUCCAUCACCGUAUUUGAUAACCUCUCUGUCCAAAAAAUACAAAGCUCCCACAACAUACAGAAGUGCAUAAGUUAUCUAUGCCUUGAGAGAUGUGAGGGUUUGACCUCACUCAGAUUGUCGUCUUCAUCUCUGCAAGGAAUGAAGCAUUUAGAGAGACUUGAUAUGAAUUACUGUGAGAUGGUGUCUCUGAAAAUUUAUAUAGAACUAGAGGGGACGCUGGGAUCCGUACUUGAUACUUUUUAUAUUUCGGAGUUAAUAAAGGACGACUAUUUCCAUAAUCUUCGUGUGUGA
Molecule: messenger RNA, 1551 nt
Organism: Ilex paraguariensis (yerba mate)
Lineage: Eukaryota; Viridiplantae; Streptophyta; Magnoliopsida; Aquifoliales; Aquifoliaceae
Source: the annotation of a GenBank genome assembly